AUGGGGAAAUCUGGGGGUAAGAAAAAGAAGAAUGGUGCUAAUCAGAGCCAGAAGGUAUCUGGGAUAGAUAAUAAUCCCACCCCUAUUAUUAAUGGAGGUGUUAAUUUGGACUCCUCAAUUUUCUUGAAAAGAGCCCACGAGCUAAAAGAAGAGGGAAACAAAAGGUUUCAGGCUAAGGAUUAUAUUGGUGCUCUUCAGCAAUAUGAGAAUGCCCUUAAACUUACUCCGAAAAUGCACCCAGAUCGAGCAGUAUUCCAUAGUAACAGGGCAGCUUGUUUGAUGCAAAUGAAGCCCAUAGAUUAUGAUACUGUGAUAUCUGAGUGUACUAUGGCACUUCAGGUACAGCCUCGGUUUGUUCGAGCCCUUCUAAGAAGGGCUCGUGCACUUGAGGCUAUAGGUAAGUAUGAGAUGGCUACGCUAGAUGUGCAAGCACUACUGGUUUCUGAUCCAAAUAAUCAAGAUGCCUUAGAGAUAGCAGGGCGAUUGAGGAUGGCACUUGGCCCACGUCAAGAGGCCCAGCAGGAUCUCCAGAGCCGCCCUUCACCAGCGGCUCUUGGGGCCUCUGCUGUUGGGGCACCAAUAGCUGGCCUUGGACCAUGUUUGCCAGCCAGGCCUGUGCCUAAGAAGCAGGCAACUGCUGUACCAGCUACUAGUAGUAAGUCAGAAGAGCUUUAUCCAAUAUCACCUACUGAGUAUGGUCCUGAGACGAAGGCCCAAUUGCCGCAGGUUGUCUUGAAGCCUUCAAAUAGUUCUUCAAAACCCAAUACAAAUGCUAAUAAGGACAACCACAAGGAACGGUCGAGUUCUUCAUCAUCGUCAGUUCACAUUCAUGGGCUAUCUGCUGCGGCUGUGACUCAAUGGAGGUCACUGAAGCUUGUAUACGAUCACGACAUAAGGCUCGCUCGAAUGCCAGUGAAUUGUAGUUUUCGAGUGUUGAGGGAUGUAGUUAGCAAACGUUUCCCUAUGUCGAAAUCAGUAUUGAUUAAAUAUAAGGACAAUGAUGGUGACUUAGUGACGAUAACAUGUACAAGUGAACUUAGAAUUGCUGAGUCCUGUGUUGACAACCUUAUUCGCAAAGACCUUGAUACUGAUAAAAGAGACUCCAUUGGGAUGUUGAGAUUGCAUGUUGUUGAGGUGAGCCCUGAGCAAGAGCCUCCUGUGUUGGAAGAGGAAGAAGAGAAGCCUCUUGAGAGUGAAGGAACUAAAGGAGAUGAAGAGAAGCCUCUUGAGAGUGAAGGAACUAAAGGAGAUGAGAGUGUAUCACAAUCUUCAACCGGUGACUCUGCUUUGGAAGCUGUCGAUGCUGAGAUUGAUAAGGCCGAAAAGACAAUUCUGAAGGAGGAAACUGGAAAACCAGAGGACCUUGCAUGCAAGGAGGUGGAGAUGGAUGAUUGGCUAUUUGAGUUUGCACAGCUUUUCCGUAGCCAUGUCGGCAUUGAUCAUGACGCUCAUGUAGAUCUGCAUGAGCUCGGGAUGGAACUAUGUUCUGAAGCCCUUGAGGCAACAGUAACAAGUGAAGAAGCCCAAAGCCUUUUCGACAAGGCUGCUCUGAAGUUUCAGGAGGUGGCUGCUUUAGCUUUUCUCAAUUGGGGAAAUGUUCAUAUGUGUGCAGCAAGGAAACGGAUUCCCAUUGAUGAAUCAGCUUCAAAGGAAUUGAUGGCUACGCAACUUCAAACUGCAUAUGACUGGGUAAGAGAAAAAUACUCUCUUGCCAGAGAGAAAUAUGAGGAGGCAGUCUUGAUUAAAUCAGAUUUUUACGAAGGUUUGUUGGCACUGGGGCAGCAACAAUUUGAAAUGGCUAAACUUCAUUGGUCCUUUGUAUUGGCCAAAAAAGAAGAUUUGUCAAAAUGGGAUCACGCCGAGACUAUUGAACUUUUUGACAGUGCAGAGAUUAAAAUGAAAGCAGCAACUGAAAUGUGGGAAAAGCUGGAAGAGCAGAGAGCAAAAGAAUUGAAUGAUCCUAAAAUGAAUAAGAAGGAUGAACUGUUAAAGAGAAGGAAGAAGGAGGGUAGUGACGCAGAAGGUGAUUCCUCAGCAAUAGGUGGUCAAGGGGAAAUUUCAGCCAAGGAAGCGGCGGAGCAAGCUGCAGUUAUGAGAUCUCAAAUCCAUCUAUUUUGGGGAAACAUGCUUUUCGAGAGAUCUCAGGUCGAAUGUAAAUUGGGCUUGCCGGGUUGGAAGACAAACCUGGAUACUGCAGUUGAGCGAUUUAAACUUGCUGGGGCCUCCGAAGUGGAUGUCUUAACUGUUCUGAAAAAUCAUUGUUCCAAUGAGUCUGCAGAAGGGAAUCGAAAAAAGAUUGAGGAACUGAAUAGGAAGUGA
This is a messenger RNA of Fraxinus pennsylvanica, 2319 nucleotides long. Lineage: Eukaryota; Viridiplantae; Streptophyta; Magnoliopsida; Lamiales; Oleaceae. The record is from the annotation of a GenBank genome assembly.